This is a messenger RNA of Micromonas commoda, 534 nucleotides long. RefSeq lists its product with no specific name. The transcript has 2 exons. The record is from RefSeq and is a predicted model, not a curated record. Gene Ontology annotation, biological process: electron transport chain. Lineage: Eukaryota; Viridiplantae; Chlorophyta; Mamiellophyceae; Mamiellales; Mamiellaceae. The coding region runs from base 1 to 534 and encodes 177 amino acids.
AUGGCGCUCCUAGAGCUGGCGCGCAAGGGCGCGGGCCUUGUGGCCCGCGUCGAUUCGCAACCCGCGCUUCAGACUUUCGCCAGGGCCAUGACCGCCAAGGUCAACCAGGUGACCGGCGCGCCCAUGGAGCUCUAUGAGAAGCGCAAGGUGGUCAUCUUCCGACCCGCGCGCGCCGCCUGCCAGCAGGGAAAGGCCCUGCUCAACACCUGGAAGAUCCACCCCGGCGAGCAGCAGAAGUGGGAGAACCCUCUGAUGGGCUGGACGUCCACCGGGGACGCCAUGGCGCACCAGUUCAACUCCAUCCUGUCCUUCGACAGCAAGGAAGCCGCGGUGGCGUUUUGCGAGAAGCACGGGUGGCAAUUCGAAGUCCAGGAACCGCAGCUCAUGGGCAAGGGCGCGUCCACCAUCCCGGGCGCCGGGAAGGCGGGCGUCAGGCCCAAGUCGUACGGGGAUAACUUCGCGGUGGCGAGGAAAGGGAUCCCCGUGUGGCCGCACCCGGGCUUUGAGGGAGCGAGCCAGCGGGCGAAGAAGUGA